AUGCGCCUACCGAAAGGCGCAUCGGCCAUUGGCCUGGCAAUGAUGUCCCUUGCCUCCAUGGCCAAUGCCUAUCAAUCUGCUCUACACGCUUGUCCAGCUCCUUGUGAUAGUGUGUCAGGAGACUGGACCGUCUACACAUCGGUCAACCGUCUGCAAUAUUGUAAAGAGCCUAUGCUGUUGGACUUUUCUCUUCACCCGGGCCUUGAUGAAGAAGAUAGAGUGACCAAGCUAUUUGCCUGUACCUCAAACAAUAUGACCAGCAACACUAUCACAUCGGGUGCUCCCUCAGGCGCCCAGAACUCUGCACGUGGCCAUCAUGCCAUUUCUCAUAAACGGUUCCACAACAGAGACAUCCAUUCUACAUGCAUAUCGGGCGAAGAACAGAAGAUCUCAUUAGAUCUGAUUACGGAUUCAGAUCCCGGCUCUGUCUCCGUUAAUGUCCUCCAAACCAUCGUUGAGCGAGUUCAGAAUCAUCUCGGCAAUACGUCCCAUUGUGACACUACCAGUGUUUUUGGCUACUAUAAUGGGGUGGCUGUUGGAGUGUAUGUUGGAUCUGCCAUUGACAAUCCCAAGAGCACCUCAUCUUUAUUCCAGCGCUUCUAUGAGCAAAUACCAAGGGGCCAACAUGCGAAGAGCAUGGUCAUGCAACGCUGUCGGGACGUUUCAAACGCCGACUACACUAUCGGUCUGGCAGUUGAUACCACCGGAGACUUGACCUCUGUGCAAAAGUCUGUCCACUCCUGGAGUAAAGGACAAUGUGCCAGCACCGACGGCGUGAACACCAAAAUCGACGGUGUUCCUGUUCUGGAGAAGGCAAUGGGCCGUGUCCUUAACAGUAACAGCACGGUUGGAGGUGAACACAUCUCCAAACGCAGUGAUUGCCGAACGAUAAACGUCAUAGGGGGAGACACUUGUUCUUCUCUGGCCAAGAAAUGUGGAAUUUCCCCAAAUGACUUCACCAAAUACAAUUCCGCCAAGACCUUGUGCUCUACACUGGCGGCUGGUCAGUCUGUAUGCUGUUCUGCCGGAAGCCUCCCGGAUAUCCGGCCAAAGCCUAAUAAAGAUGGUUCCUGCCACACUUACACGGUGCAGGCACACGAUGUGUGUGACUCUAUUGCGGCUUCUAACGGACUCAAGGCAUCAGACAUCAGCGAUUUCAAUGACAAGACGACGUGGGGCUGGUUUGGCUGUGGUAACCUUCAACUCAAGAGCCUGAUCUGCCUGAGCAAGGGUGACCCCCCAAUGCCAGCGCCAGUGUCCAAUGCACAAUGUGGUCCUAUUGUGGCUGGAACAAAAAAGCCAACCAAUGGAACAGCUCUGGCUGAUCUCAAUCCAUGUCCACUCAACUCCUGUUGCGAUAUUUGGGGCCAGUGCGGCAUUACUCCCGAAUACUGCACAAAUAUCACAGGCCCGACAGGAAAUCCCGGAACCGCACCGAAGUACAAGAAUGGAUGCAUCUCCAACUGUGGCACAAAUAUCACUAAGAGUAGGUAUACACCUGAAACGUUCAUGAAGGUUGGCUACUACGAGACCUGGAACUACGACCGUCCCUGUCUGAAUCUUCGUGUCGCCGACGUUGGUGUCAACGAGUACACUCAUAUUCACUGGGCAUUUGCGGAAAUCACCGAAGACUUUGAUAUCAAAAUCAACGACACUUAUAAUCAGUGGAAGGAUUUCAUUGCCAUGGACCCGGCGAACUCGGGCAAAUUUAUCGACAAUAUUAACAAUUUUGUCAAAAAGAAUGGCCUUAAUGGCAUCGACUUUGACUGGGAAUAUCCUGGAGCCACUGACCUCCCCGGCAUCCCGAAAGGUCUCGCUAGUGAUGGUACCACUUACCUCAACUUCAUCAAGAAGAUGAAGCUCAAUUUCCCAUUCGAUAAGACUGUCUCAAUUGCCGCCCCGGCAUCUUACUGGUAUUUGAAGUCGUUCCUCAUCGAUGAGAUGGCAAAGUCUUUGGACUACAUUGUUUAUAUGACCUAUGAUCUGCACGGCCAAUGGGACUACGGCAAACAAUGGACUCAGGAAGGCUGCCCCCAUGGCGAUUGUCUCCGCAGCCAAGUGAACUUGACUGAGACAAAAUACUCGCUAGCGAUGCUCACGAAAGCCGGAGUGGAUUCAAACAAGGUGUUUGUGGGAGUUCCAACUUACGGACGUUCUUUCGGUAUGACCGAUGAAUCUUGCACGGGUCCCAACUGCCAUUACACCGGAACCAACUCGGUCUCAAAUGCCAAAGAAGGCAGAUGCACGAAGACUGCAGGUAUUAUUGCAAAUGCCGAGAUUAACGAAAUCCUUGCCAUUGGAAACCAGACAAAAGUCUACUAUGAUGCGGGAUCUGAUUCCAAUAUCAUUGUUUGGGACAAUACAUGGGCUUCCUUCAUGGAUGGUGACACUAUGAAAAGCCGCACAAGUUUCUACAAGGACUUCAACUUCGGUGGAACGGUCGAAUGGGCCGUCGAUUUAAAUAAAUUUACCGACGAUGACAACAAUUACGAUGACUCUUGGGAUGAGCCUCCUGUUCCUAAGCUUGCCGCCUGUACAGAAACCUUCCAUAGCAUCGAGGCCUUGGGCAAUGCCAGCAGCACGAUCCCUGAGCAUUGUGUCACGCAGUAUACUUUGCAGACUCUUUCGGACUCGCUUAGUGCUGCCAUGAAAAACUACACCGAUCUUAUGAAUGAUGGAUACGAUGCGAAAUUCAAGAUUUACGCCGACACCGUUGCAGAGAACGCAGGUGCCUCCGUCCAUGACUUCGUCUACCAGAACGGCAACAAGUAUUUCACCUGCAAGGUGGACGAAGACACCAUUUGCUGUGACCAGUGUCAUGCGAAUAAGAAUACCUACAACUGUGACCUUUGCUGGUCAGACAGUGCUUGCUACACGAGUUGUGAUUCCCUUGCCUGUCAACAGAGUCACGGAUUUGGCCACCCAAAGCUAGUUUAUAAGCGGAAGUCAGAGACUGAGCCAUGUCCACCAGACUACUCAAAGCGUUUUCGAAAGGAUCGAGAUCAUCCCGAGAGUGUGCACUGGUCUCUGGAUGAUAGUAAGGCCACCAAAUUCUGGGCUGACCUCUAUACGAACACUGGGAUCAAUCAGUCCCAUAUUCAAUUCGGGCAAUACACUCGUCAGAAAACCUGUGGACCAUCCGUCAAGAGUGACGAUGAUUGUUGGAAGACCGGCUACGACUACAAUAUCCCACUGCCAAAGGGCUACGAUGCGUCUGAAGUGUCGAACCCCAAGGACACGGCCAAGAAGGGUCUUGACAGGGCCGGGUCCUUGAAACCGCAACUCUCCACCGCACUAUUUCAAAUGGCCACGGACACCUGGGUUGGGGACGGUAUGGAUCUCAUUGACUCCAUCUCACUGCCUAUCUUGAUGAUUGUGUCUGCCGUCCAGGAGAUGAGCGCGGUUGAGAAGAUUGCCGAGAAACUCAGCGCGGAAGAAAAGAAGCUCAAAGAAACAGAGAUCAUCGGCGGCUUCCUCACUGCCAUCCUCUUCAUGGUCCCCAUUGCUGGGGAGGUGUUAGGCACAAUUGAGGGAUUGGCUGACGUUGGCCUUGUGCUCAGCAUUGCCGGAACAGCCGCAGAUAUCGGCACCGGUGUCGCCGAUAUUGUGAAAAAUCCCAAUAACGCCGCAUUGGACAUCAUGAACAUUGUCUUUGACGCCGGGUUUUUGGCUGGCGCGACAAAGGCUUCCAAGGCAGCUAAGCUCCGUCGUGAGAUGAAGGAGGCUGACAUUGCAAAACUUGGUGACAAGGUCUCCAGUGGCCUGAAAAGUGUUGACAAACUUACCGGAAAGUGCUCCUGA
Penicillium verrucosum is the source of this 3801-nucleotide messenger RNA. RefSeq names its product killer toxin alpha/beta. Lineage: Eukaryota; Fungi; Ascomycota; Eurotiomycetes; Eurotiales; Aspergillaceae. Gene Ontology annotation, molecular function: chitin binding; hydrolase activity, hydrolyzing O-glycosyl compounds. The record is from RefSeq and is a predicted model, not a curated record. The transcript has 6 exons. The coding region runs from base 1 to 3801 and encodes 1266 amino acids. Gene Ontology annotation, biological process: carbohydrate metabolic process.